AUGGCGCACAGCGGUCGGUGGCGCUUCCCUGCCCGGCCCGGCAGCGGCGGCUGGGGCCGCCGGGGGCUGGGGGGGUCCCGGCUGCGGGUGCCGGCCGUGCGGAGCCUGCGAGCCGCCGAGCCGCCGGCGGCGCCGGCGGCAGCGGGCGAGGGGGAACGCAGCGGCCCGUGCUCUGGCGGGGCGGCGGGAAGCGGGGGAGGCGGGGCAGCGUCGGGCUCUGGCGGCUCGGGGGGCCCCGCGGCCGGGGUGGGACCCGGCUUCGAUGCGGCGCUCCAGGUCUCGGCCGCCAUCGGCAUCAACCUGCGGCGGUUCCGCGCGGCCUGCGGUGCUGAGGCGGGCAGCGGAGAGGAUGAACAGUUUUUAGGUUUUGGUUCAGACGAAGAAGUCAAAGUACGAAGUCCCACCAGGUCCCCCACAGUUAAAACUAGUCCACGGAAGCCUCGCGGGAGGCCCCGGAGCAGUUCAGACCGAAGUUCAACUGUACUGUCAGACUCUUCAUCAGUGUGUUCCCCUUCAAGCAAGUCUGAAACCACAUCCAUGGAGAAGGUCAAGAAGAAGGAGUUGAAGAGUGGGGAAAAAAGACGAGGAAGACCGCCAACACUUACGAGCGUGAAGUUCAAACUAUCACAAGUAAAGGACGCGUCGGACAUUCAGAAACGCAAUAAAGAAGAAAAAGAGAGUCUGAAAAAAAUCAAAAGGUCACCAUCCACUACGUUUCAGCAGGCAACUAAAAUCAAGAAAUUAAGAACUAGUAAACUCUCCCCACUGAAAUCUAAAUUUAAGCCUGGGGCAAAACUUCAGAUUGGGAGGAAGAGCGUUCAGAUCGUGCGCAGGAGAGGUAGGCCACCAUCCUCUGAACGUUUAAAGACUUCCUCAACCUUAGUCAUAAACUCUCAGCUGGAGAAACCCCAGAGGAUUCGCAAAGAAAAGGAUGGCACGCCGCCUCUUAUGAAAGAAGAGAAGACUGCUGUCAGACAGAGUCCACGCAGGAUUAAGCCCGUGAGGAUUAUACCUUCCACCAAAAGGACAGAUGCCACAAUUGCUAAGCAACUUUUGCAGAGGGCUAAAAAGGGAGCGCAAAAGAAGAUUGAGAAAGAGGCAGCCAAACUGCAGGGCAGGAAGGGGAGAACCCAGCUUAAAAAUAUCCGACAGUUCAUCAUGCCAGUUGUGAGUGCUAUCUCUUCACGGAUCAUUAAAACACCCAAGCGGUUUAUUGAGGAUGAAGACUACGAUCCUCCUAUUAAAAUAUCCAGACUAGAAUCCACACCAAACAGCAGGUUCAGCGCUACGUCUUGUGGCUCCAGUGAAAAGUCCAGUGCUGCUUCUCAGCAUUCAUCUCAGAUGUCUUCGGACUCCUCACGGUCCAGUAGCCCCAGCGUGGAUACUUCUACAGACUCCCAGGCUUCUGAGGAGAUGCAGAUGCUUUCUGAGGAGCGAAGCAAUACUCCAGAAGUUCACACACCACUACCUGUUUCUCAGUCCCCUGAAAAUGAUAACAGCGAUAGGAGAAACAGAAGAUUUUCAAUAACAGAAAGAAGUUUUGGCCAGCGGACUGCUAAAAAGUUGUCGGCCUUACCCAGUGUGCCACAGCAGCAGUCGUCCUCCUCUCCUCCUCCCCCUUUGCUUACUCCUCCCCCGCCACUGCAGCCUGCUUCCAGCAUUUCAGACCAUACCCCUUGGCUUAUGCCUCCUACCAUACCAUUAGCCUCACCCUUUCUUCCUGCCUCUGCUGCACCGAUGCAAGAGAAACGGAAGUCAAUUCUGCGAGAGCCAACGUUUAGGUGGACCUCCCUGAAGCAUUCCAGGUCAGAACCGCAGUACUUCUCAUCAGCAAAAUAUGCCAAAGAGGGUCUUAUUCGCAAACCGAUAUUCGACAACUUCAGGCCCCCACCACUGACACCGGAGGAUGUUGGGUUUGCAUCUGGCUUCUCAACACCAGGUGCGACAGCUCCAGCACGUUUGUUUUCUCUUCACUCUGGAACAAGGUUUGACAUUCACAAGAGAAGUCCUCUGCUGAGAGCUCCCCGAUUCACACCAAGUGAGGCUCAUUCCAGGAUCUUUGAGUCUGUAACUCUGCCCUCAUCGGUUGGUCGCGCCACUACAGGAACCUCUGCAACAGGUGCCUCCUCUCGGAAGCGAAAGAGGAGAGUAUUUAGCCCCAUCCGAUCGGAACCCAGAUCUCCUUCGCACUCCAUGAGGACGAGAAGUGGGAGACUUAGUACCUCUGACCUGACAACUCUCACCCCACAGUCUUCUGUCUCUUCCUCAUUAACUAGCAUUUCUGUUAGUUCUCUUGCCACUAGUGCCUUAAAUUCAACUUUUACUUUUCCUUCCCAUUCCCUAACACAGUCUGGAGAGUCGGCAGAAAGAAGCCAGAGACCGAGGAAGCAGACUAGCACUCCAGCAGAGCCUUUCUCAUCUAGUAGCCCUACUCCUCUCUUCCCCUGGUUCACGCCGAGUCCCCAGACGGAGAGAGGCAGAAACAAGGAUAGGGCAGCAGAGGAACUCUCCAAAGACAAAGAUGCUGACAAAAGCCUGGAGAAAGACAAGAGCAGAGAGAAAGACAGGGAGAGAGAAAAGGAGAACAAACGGGAGUCAAGGAAAGAGAAAAGGAGAAAAGGGUCAGAAAUUCAGAGCAGCUCUGCUUUGUUUCCUGUAGGUAAAAUGCCCAAAGAAAAAGUUGUCAGCGAAGACGUUGCAGCAUCAUCAUCUGCCAGGAAAACUGCCGGGCGGAAGAAGUCUACAGCAAUAGAUCCCACAGCAGACGUUUCCACUGCUACUCUGGUAGAUACGGUAGCCAUCAAAACCAAAACAUCCAAGAAAGGUAGAGGGGGGUUAGACAAAUCAGAUCUGGACCUCAGCCCUGCUGUGCCAUCUUUGGAGAAGGAAAAAGCCCUGCGUCUUCCUGCUCCCUCGUCAAGCACUGUUAAACAUUCCGCGUCCUCCAUCAGCUCUAUGUUGGCUCAGGCAGACAAACUGCCAAUGACUGACAAGAGAGUGGCCAGUCUUCUGAAAAAGGCAAAAGCCCAGCUGUACAAGAUUGAGAAGAGCAAGUCCCUCAAACAAGCAGAUCAGCCAAAAGCACAGGGACAAGAGAGUGAUUCAUCGGAAACAUCAGUCCGAGGACCACGAAUAAAACAUGUUUGCAGGAGAGCAGCUGUUGCACUGGGCCGCAAGCGAGCAGUGUUUCCUGAUGACAUGCCCACUCUGAGUGCCUUACCAUGGGAAGAACGAGAGAAGAUACUGUCUUCCAUGGGGAAUGAUGAUAAGUCAUCAAUAGCUGGCUCAGAAGAGGCUGAACCUCUUGCUCCACCUAUCAAGCCAAUUAAGCCCGUUACCAGAAACAAGGCACAGCAAGAACCUCCAGUGAAGAAGGGCCGACGCUCAAGGCGCUGUGGGCAGUGUUCAGGCUGUCAGGUUCCAGAGGACUGUGGUGUCUGUACUAACUGUCUAGACAAACCCAAGUUUGGUGGGCGCAAUAUAAAGAAGCAGUGCUGCAAAAUGAGGAAAUGUCAGAAUCUACAAUGGAUGCCUUCAAAAGCGUAUCUUCAGAAGCAGGCUAAAGCUGCAAAAAAGAAAGAGAAGAAAUCGAAGACAAAUGAAAAGAAAGAAAGCCAUUCUGGAAAGAACCAGUUGGACUCUGGACAGAAACAAGCUCCUCAGACUGCCGUAUCAAGGGAAGACAAUGCUGUAAAGAAGAGCAGUGAGCCUGCUCGUAAGCCCGUUGAGGAAAAACAUGAGGAUGGAAAUUCCUCCAUUCCAGCAUCAGAGCCCAAACAGGUCCCUGCAUCCAGUACCAGAAAGACUGGCAAGCAGACGUCCCAGCCAGUACAGCUCCCUCCUUCUCAGCCACCAAGCUCAGGACCUUUGAAAAAAGAAGCACCUAAACUUACCACUUCUGAGCAUAAGAAAAAGACUCCCCAGCCAGAAAUAGGCACAGAACAAAGCAAACAGAAAAAAAUUGCUCCCCGUCCAACUUUCCCUGUGAAACAGAAACCAAAAGAAAAGGAAAAGCCCCCUCCUAUAAGCAAGCCAGAAAGCAGCACGCUGAAUUUGCUCAGUACUCUGACUAACGGAAGCAGUUCCAAGCAAAAGCCACCUACAGAUGGAGUCCACAGAAUCCGAGUGGAUUUCAAGGAGGACUGUGAAGUGGAGAAUGUUUGGGAGAUGGGUGGGUUAGGCAUCGUCACCUCGGUACCUAUUACUCCCAGGGUGGUCUGUUUUCUCUGUGCCAGCAGUGGACAUGUGGAGUUUGUGUAUUGUCAGGUCUGUUGUGAGCCUUUCCACAAGUUCUGCUUAGAGGAGAGCGAGCGGCCCCUGGAGGACCAGCUGGAAAACUGGUGCUGCCGUCGCUGCAAGUUCUGCCACGUGUGUGGGAGACAGCACCAGGCCACCAAGCAGUUGCUGGAGUGUAACAAGUGCCGAAACAGCUAUCACCCCGAGUGCCUGGGCCCAAACUACCCAACAAAACCCACCAAGAAAAAGAAAGUUUGGAUAUGUACCAAAUGUGUUCGCUGCAAGAGCUGUGGAUCAACAACACCGGGCAAAGGGUGGGAUGCACAGUGGUCUCAUGACUUCUCGCUGUGUCAUGAUUGUGCCAAACUCUUUGCUAAAGGAAAUUUUUGUCCUCUCUGUGACAAAUGCUAUGAUGAUGAUGACUAUGAGAGCAAGAUGAUGCAGUGUGGGAAAUGUGACCGCUGGGUCCACUCCAAGUGUGAAAACCUUUCAGAUGAAAUGUAUGAGAUACUCUCUAACUUGCCUGAGAGUGUAGCAUACACCUGCAUUAACUGUACAGAGCAGCAUCCUGCAGAGUGGCGCCUGGCACUGGAAAAGGAGCUGCAGGUUUCUUUAAAGCAGGUUUUAACAGCCCUGUUGAAUUCUAGAACUACUAGCCACUUGCUGCGGUAUCGACAGGCAGCAAAACCGCCUGAUUUAAAUCCCGAGACAGAAGAGAGUAUCCCAUCCAGAAGCUCUCCUGAAGGUCCUGAUCCUCCUAUCCUAACAGAAGUCAGUAAACAGGAGGAGCAACAACCUCUGGAUUUGGAAGGAGUGAAAAGAAAAAUGGAUCAAGGAGGUUACACUUCAGUGUUGGAUUUUAGUGAUGAUAUCGUGAAGAUAAUUCAAGCAGCCAUCAAUUCUGAUGGAGGGCAGCCGGAAGUUAAGAAAGCGAAUAGCAUGGUCAAGUCCUUCUUUAUUCGGCAAAUGGAGCGUGUUUUUCCAUGGUUCAGUGUAAAAAAGUCCAGAUUUUGGGAGCCAAAUAAAGUAACAAGCAACAGUGGUAUGUUGCCGAAUGCAGUGCUGCCUCCUUCGCUUGACCAUAAUUAUGCUCAGUGGCAGGAGCGUGAAGAGAACAACUGCACUGAACAGCCCCCUCUGAUGAAGAAAAUCAUUCCAGCUCCAAAACCCAAAGGGCCUGGAGAGCCAGAUUCACCAACUCCUCUACAUCCUCCUACGCCACCUAUCUCUAGCUCUGACAGAAGCAGAGAGGAUAGUCCUGAACUUAACCCACCACCGGAUGUAGAGGACAAUAGGCAGUGCGCAUUGUGCCUGAAAUACGGUGAUGACAGUGCUAAUGAUGCUGGACGUCUUCUCUACAUUGGCCAAAACGAAUGGACACAUGUGAACUGUGCUUUGUGGUCAGCAGAAGUAUUUGAAGAUGAUGAUGGUUCUCUGAAAAACGUGCACAUGGCUGUGAUCAGGGGAAAACAACUGAGGUGUGAGUUCUGCCAGAAGUCGGGGGCCACAGUAGGCUGCUGCCUCACUUCCUGUACAAGUAACUAUCAUUUUAUGUGCUCGCGCGCCAAGAACUGUGUCUUUUUGGAUGAUAAGAAAGUUUACUGCCAGAGACAUCGGGACUUGAUCAAAGGAGAGGUGGUUCCUGAGAAUGGGUUUGAAGUUCUUAGGAGAGUUUUUGUGGAUUUUGAAGGGAUCAGUUUGAGAAGAAAAUUUCUUAGUGGUUUGGAACCCGAGAAUAUCCACAUGAUGAUUGGUUCAAUGACAAUAGACUGUUUAGGAAUUCUGAAUGAUCUCUCAGACUGUGAAGAUAAGUUGUUUCCCAUUGGCUAUCAGUGCUCCAGGGUGUACUGGAGCACAACGGAUGCCAGGAAGCGCUGUGUGUAUACCUGCAAGAUCAUGGAGUGCCGACCUGCGGUCAUAGAACCUGACAUCAAUAGCACUGUAGAGCAUGAUGAUAACAGAACAAUUGCACAUAGCCCCAUGCCCCUUACAGAAACUCUAUCUAAAGACAGCCGAAAUACACCUGAAAUUGUAAACCCACCAUCACCAGAUCAUCCCUUGCAUUCUCAGACCUCUAGUUCCUGUUACUAUCCAGUGGUCUCAAAGGGUCCCAGGAUCAGGACACCAAGUUACCCAUCCACACAGAGGUCUCCCGGCUCUAGGCCGUUACCCUCUGCAGGAAGCCCUACCCCAGUGACCCAUGAAAUAGUAACAGUAGGAGAUCCUUUACUAUCCUCUGGACUUAAGAGCAUUGGUUCUAGGAGACAUAGCACCUCUUCCUUGUCACAGCAGCAAUCAAAACUCCGGAUGAUUUCCCCUAUACGAGCUGGGAACACUUACUCCAGGCACAGCGCAUCUUCUGUUUCCAACACAGGGUCCUCCUCAGAACAUGAGCCAAGCGUCAAAAGUACAGACCGCUUUGUGGGGUCAGUGAAUGCAGGUACACCAAGUGCUCCAGUGCAGAGUUGCUCUAGCAGUUCAGGCUCCCAGAAAACAGCAGCUACAAGCGGAAGUAAAACUUACCAGCUGGAUGCGUCUCAGUGUACAGAAGGAAAACAUUCUGGCAGUUCAGAUUUGAUAGCCAAAGGUGUGCCUUCUAAGGGAGAGAAAAUUAAAACACUGACCUCAAAGGACCCGGAUUAUUCAGCUCAUGGUUUUGCUUCUGGAGGAAACUCCAAAAUGUCUGCUCAACCAACCAGUUCAUCAGUUACGGAAAUUAAUGUUAAAAUAGGAACCUUACAAGAAUGUUCAGGAUCAUUUUCUUCCAAAGAAGCAAUAUCCUUUCCACCAUUGCAUCAGAGAGGCCCAAGGAAAGACAGAGAUCAGCACGUGGAACCUGUACAGCCAGAGAAAACAACUGCGGUUGAUGAGAUGGAUGCGAAGGCCUUGAAGUCUGCUGGAGUAAAUAGCAGAUCUCCUGUAGCAAGUGAGCCAGUAGUUUCUGCCUCUAGAGACAGGCGUCAGAAGGGGAAAAAGGUAAUGAAAGACAGUUUUAAAGAGAAGCAUUGCCUAAAAUCUCUUCCAGAUUCAAGUCAAGCAGUAGGCAGUGAUGAAGGAAACCUGAAGCCAGAGUUUGGUAAUCAGGGUUUGGCAGUUGAACCAAUUAGCCAGAGGUUGUGUAAUAAUAUUGCUGCUGAAAAAGCUGGUGAGAAGUCUCCACCUUCGCAAGGGCUGUCUAAAGGUUCUGCAGUGCAGAUUGAAGCAGCCUCUAAGGAAUCUCAGGCACCUAGAAAACGCACCGUUAAAGUCACUCUGACUCCUCUCAAGAUGGAAAGUGAAACCCAAUCUAAAAAUGCACAGCAGGAAAGCGAUGCUGAACCUCAGUCUGCAGGGGCAGAACUGACUGCUUUGGCAGAGCCCUCCUCAACUUCAGAAAGCCCAGAAGAUAACCCUGUAGUUCAGAGAAGUCCAAACGAAGCGUCAGCACAGGAAUCUCAGAAUAAUGCAUAUGAAAGUCUGCCUGUUCAGGAUAACAACUUGAUGCUCCAGGAUGGAGGAGCUAAAGCUCAAGAGGAAGGCUCCUACAAACGGAGGUAUCCACGGAGGAGUGCUCGGGCCAGAUCCAAUAUGUUCUUUGGAUUGACUCCUCUGUAUGGCGUGAGGUCUUAUGGAGAGGAAGACAUUCCCUUCUACAGUAACUCAACUGGAAAGAAGCGAGGGAAGCGGUCUGCAGAAGGACAAGUGGAUGGUGCAGAUGACUUGAGCACAUCAGAUGAAGAUGACCUAUACUACUAUAACUUCACUAGAACGGUGGUUUCCUCGAAUACGGAGGAGAGGCUUGCAUCCCAUAACUUAUUCAGGGAGGAGGAGCAGUGUGAUCUUCCAAAAAUCUCACAGCUGGAUGGUGUGGAUGAUGGCACUGAAAGUGAUACAAGUGUCACGGCAACAACAAGAAAAGUCAGUCAGGUAACUAAAAGGAGCAGUAAAGAAAAUGGAACAGAGAAUUUAAAGCUAGAUAGAAGUGAAGAAGCUGGAGAGAAAGUACAAGUCACCAAGAGCUCCGCCGUCCACAAAACUGACCCAAAGAUUGAUAACUGCCAUCCUGUGAGCAGGGUUAAAGCACAGGGUCAGGAUUCACUGGAAGCUCAGCUGAGCUCGUUGGAAACGGGCCGCAGAGCUCACGCAAGCACACCUUCCGACAAGAACUUACUGGACACUUUUAACACAGAACUUCUGAAAUCAGACUCUGACAAUAACAACAGUGAUGACUGUGGCAACAUCCUCCCUUCUGACAUCAUGGACUUUGUACUAAAGAACACGCCAUCUAUGCAGGCACUGGGAGAAAGUCCAGAGUCCUCAUCAUCUGAACUUCUCACACUCGGGGAAGGUUUAGGUCUUGACAGCAACCGUGGCAAGGAUAUGGGCUUGUUUGAGGUGUUCUCCCAGCAGCUGCCAACCACUGAGCCGGUGGAUAGCAGCGUCUCUUCCUCCAUAUCAGCGGAGGAGCAGUUUGAAUUGCCGCUGGAGCUUCCUUCUGAUCUCUCUGUUCUGACCACUCGCAGCCCUACGGUGCCCAGCCAGAAUCACAACAGGCUCGCUGUCAUCUCGGAGUCUUCGCUCUCCUCCUCGGGAGAACGGUCGAUGCUUGCCUUGCCUUCCACGGAGUCUGGGGAAAAGAGGGUGACAGUCACAGAAAAAUCUGCAUCGGGGGAAGGCGAAACAGCGCUCCUGAGUCCAGGAGUAGACCCGAGCCCUGAAGGACACAUGACUCCCGAUCACUUCAUCCAGGGUCACAUAGAUGCAGAGCAUAUAGCCAGCCCACCCUGUGGCCCCGUUGAGCAAGGGCAUGGCAGCAACCAGGAUUUAACAAGAAACAGCGGGACUCCAGGUAUCCAGGUGCCAGUAUCGCCCACCGUUCCCCUCCAGAGCCAGAAAUACGUGCCAAACUCCACAGACAGCCCUGGCCCCUCGCAGAUCUCCAACGCUGCGGUGCAGACAACACCGCCCCACCUCAAGCCAGCUGCAGAAAAACUUCUGGUAGUCAAUCAAAACAUGCAGCCGCUGUAUGUCCUCCAAACCCUUCCCAAUGGUGUUACUCAAAAGAUACAGUUAACGCCUUCUGUUAGCUCUGCACAGAGUGUAAUGGAGAGCAACACUUCAGUGCUGGGGCCCAUGGGGAGCGGGCUGACACUGACCACGGGGUUAAAUCCGAGCUUGCCCUCAUCUCAGUCAUUAUUCCCUCCCACGAGCAAGGGGCUGCUGCCCAUGUCCCAUCACCAGCACAUACAUCCCUUCUCCACGGCUGCUCAGACUGGCUUCCCACCAAACAUUGGCAGCCCUUCGCCAGGUCUUCUGAUUGGUGUCCAGCCACCCCCUGAUCCUCAGCUCUUAGUGUCUGAAGCUAGUCAGAGGACAGACCUUGGUACCGCUGCUUCUACUCCAGCUGCUGCCCUGGGCAAGAAACGGCCCAUAUCUCGUCUGCAGUCACGGAAGAAUAAGAAACUGGCUCCCUCUGGAACCCCUUCUGCUAUAGCUCCUCCUGAUAUGGUCUCCAACAUGACCUUAAUUAAUUUUGCUCCUUCACAAAUCUCCAACCACCCACUGGAUUUGGGAACCAUUGCAAAUUCGACAUCCCAUAGAACUGUCCCCAAUAUUAUCAAAAGGUCCAAGUCCGGGGUCAUGUAUUUUGAGCAGACAUCUUUGCUUCCACAAGCUGGGACCACUACUGCAGUCGGCACAUCUCCCAGUGUUAUUGGGCCAGAUGCCAGUCAGCUCCCAGCGGGGCCUGUAUCAGGCCUAGCAUCAAGUUCCUCGGUGCUGAAUGUCGUAUCCAUGCAGGCCGCCGCAGCCCCUACCACUGGUGGAUCAGUUCCUAGUCAUGUUUUGGGACAAAGUUCGGUAACGUUAACUAGCCCUGGAUUAUUAGGGGACCUUGGUUCAAUAAGCAACCUCCUGAUCAAAGCUAGUCAGCAGAGCCUUGGUCUUCAGGAGCAGCACAUGACUUUACCACCAAGUUCUGGGAUGUUUUCACAGCUAGGAGCAUCCCAGACUCCAUCUACGGCAGCAAUGACAGCUGCAUCAAGCAUAUGUGUUCUGCCUUCAGCACAGACGAUGGGCAUGACGGUUGCUCCGUCGUCUGCUGACCCAGAAGGCUCUUACCAGCUUCAGCACAUGACACAACUCUUAGCCAGCAAAACCGGGGUUGCUUCCUCCCAGCUAGACCUUGGCACAGCUUCAGCAACAACGCAGUUGUCGAGCUUUCCGCAGCUGGUUGAUAUCCCCAAUAAUACCGGACUUGAACAAAACAAGGCUUCCUCGUCAGUGAUGCAUGCCAGUUCAGCAUCUCCUGGAGGCUCCCCAUCAUCAGGUCAACAGUCUGCAAGUAGCUCUGUGCUGGGUCCCACGAAAAUGAAGCCGAAAAUCAAACGCAUUCAGCCAUCGUUAGACAAAGGGAAUGGAAAGAAGCACAAAACUUCUCACUGGACCGGCUCCUCUGAAGCACACACUCCUGAGAGAGGAGCCCUUGCUGUACCCCAGGUCUCGACUACAGGGACUCCUGCUGUGAAGGCAGAUACACAGGAUGCAGCAAGUGUAGAUCAGCCAUCGCAUAAACAGUGUGGCCAGUCUGCAGGGCAAACAACGGUCCUCCCAGAAUCUCAAUCAACACAGAACUCAACAAAUGAGCAAGAAAAUAAAGGCUCAAAAGCUCUCGAGGAAGAAGAGAGCACUUUCAGCUCCCCACUUAUGUUUUGGCUUCAGCAAGAGCAAAAAAGGAAAGAGUGUCUUGGUGAGAAGAAACCAAAGAAAGGUUUGGUUUUUGAGAUCUCUAGUGAUGAUGGCUUUCAAAUCUGCGCAGAAAGCAUUGAAGAUGCCUGGAAGUCACUGACUGACAAAGUUCAAGAAGCCCGUUCUAAUGCCCGCCUGAAACAGCUAUCUUUUGCAGGUGUGAAUGGUUUGAGGAUGCUGGGGAUUAUCCACGACACUGUUGUGUUCCUGAUAGAGCAACUGUACGGAGCAAAGCACUGCCACAACUACAAGUUCAGAUUUCAUAAGCCAGAGGAGGCCAAUGAACCUCCUCUGAAUCCACAUGGCUCUGCUAGGGCUGAAGUCCACCUGAGGAAAUCUGCAUUCGAUAUGUUUAAUUUCUUGGCUUCUAAACACCGACAGCCCCCAGAAUACAACCCAAAUGAUGAGGAAGAGGAAGAAGUACAGCUGAAAUCAGCCCGGAGGGCGACUAGUAUGGAUCUGCCAAUGCCCAUGCGCUUCCGACACUUGAAGAAGACCUCCAAGGAAGCAGUUGGUGUCUACAGGUCUCCCAUCCAUGGCCGGGGUCUGUUCUGCAAAAGGAAUAUCGAUGCAGGUGAGAUGGUGAUCGAAUAUUCAGGCAACGUCAUUCGCUCCAUCCUCACUGACAAACGAGAGAAGUACUACGACAGUAAGGGCAUCGGUUGCUACAUGUUCCGCGUUGACGACUCUGAAGUGGUGGAUGCCACCAUGCAUGGGAACGCGGCCCGCUUCAUCAAUCACUCCUGCGAGCCUAACUGCUACUCCCGGGUCAUCAACAUCGAUGGCCAGAAACACAUUGUCAUCUUUGCCAUGCGCAAAAUCUACCGCGGGGAAGAGCUCACCUACGACUACAAGUUCCCCAUUGAAGACGCCAGCAACAAACUGCCCUGUAACUGCGGCGCCAAGAAGUGCAGGAAGUUUUUAAACUAGGACUUCCAUCAGCUGCAAGUGAGCCCUGAAGGGCCUGGGGCAAACCAAAGCUUCAAGUAACUCCCGCCCCAGCCCUUUGGACCAGACAGGGGGGGCCAGAGGCAGGAUUGAAGAUCAGCUGGGCUCAGCGACCUGACUGGCGGCUGCGUUUCUCUGUCAGAGUCCACAUCUUCAUGUCUCAUAUGUGCACACUUACCCUCGUGAAAGACAUGGGCAACUGGAGAAGAUCCUCAGCGUGAUUAUGUUUUUGCUAUUCUCAUUUCCCCCUGCCCCUGGUAUUUGUUUCUCAGUCUGGGGCUAAUGAGUGGGAGAGGGGAGGGGAGGUCAGCCUAGGCCCAAGCGUGGGGGAGUGAUCAUGGAUCCUGCCCCUCCAUCCCUCUCCGUCUCGUGGUUCAGUGCUGAACAUGGAGCUUGCCACUGCCUUCGAGGACUGUGUCCCGAGUUCAGUAGCACAGCGUUUGAAUGAGCUUGUCUCCUAGGGGGAGAGACUGCGCCCCGCCAACCAGCUGCCCCCAGGACUGCGCAGGUGUCUGUGGUUCUUUGUGCUCUGCAUCUGCAAAACACUAUUUGUGUACGGGCCGGCGUGGCGUGGGCAGCCUGGUGCAUUGCAUGGGUGCGGCUUGGCUGGUUCCGUCGAGGAAGGCCGAUCCGGGGAGAGCGGAACAGAGCAGCCCGCAACUAGACUGAGGAGGGUUUGGCUAGCACUUCACUCCAAAAUCCCCAUCUGAGGGAAGGGGAAUUCAUGGCAUUCUUUAGCAGAGAGGGAGCUUGUGCCAGCCCUUGUGGGCACAAGGUGCUUCUGGCUGGCAGCCUCUCUGCCACUGUGGAGCUGGUCUGAGGGACCAUUGUCUCCAGGGUGAGAUGGGGAGUGAGAUCCGGCUCCAGGGUUGGCUGUGUAGCGCUGCAGAGCAGGAGCUAGGCAGGACUUGUAUGGAGUCUCCCACAGUGUCUGCUCUGCUCAGCCUUGCCAUGGCAUCAGAGGGCCAGGUUGGGGGAGAAGGGUGUGAUCCUGCGAGCAGGUGUGGUUCAUCUUUGGGUGUAGUCAUAUUGUCUUCCCUGGAAGGUACGGGAAGAGGCACUGAAACAGCACGUGAGUUCCCUGCAAAAACAAGGCCAAACAUUAACCAGCCUCAUCUGCAUCGUGCAGCAUCCAGAAGCGCAUAGGAAAUACAUUAGCAGUGGGCAUGGUUGAAGUUGCUGCAGCAGAGGCACCAAGCUUGUUUCAAGUGAAUCCAAAGACACUGUCGUCCCAGUUAGUCAUGUAAAUCCUCCUCCCAUUUGGGUCUGCUUCAUGCCUCCAAAUCAAAACCACAGAGAAAGAAGUCAAAAGCCCCAAGGCUAACAAAGGACGACAUUGGAUUUUGCUCUGUUCUGUUUACAGUUUAGUAUUUAAGGUUUUAUAAAUGUAAAUAUAUUUUGUAUAUUUUUCUAUGAGAAGCACUUCAUAGGGGAAAGCACUUAUGACGAGGCUUUUUAAACAGUGGUAUUAUCCUAAUUUAAGAGAAUCUCUUUUUAAUGAUUUUUUUUUUAUUAUUUUCAUAGGACGGUUAUAGGAAAUACCUGGUUGGACACAGUCUGAUCCUCUCUCCAGAGGCGGGGGGGGGGGGGGUACACUUUAUUUUUAAUUUUUACUCUUGUUCUGCCUUUUUGACUUCAGUAACUGUUUCCAGGAGGUUUGGCUGGACCUUAAAUUUUAUGUACCCGUUGAGAUGGGGGCAGGAGGGAGGCUUGCCCAGCUUAGGAGGAGUUUGACUCUGUCUGAACAACUGUCUGUGCCCCGAGGCAGAAGGCGUGAUGCUGCCCUGCCUGUGCCAGCAUCCUGCGUGUAUUUGAGAAGGAAAAGCAAGGUAAAAUGAGAGAGGGAGACCUGGCUCUCAAUACCUCUCUUGCUGGGAGGCUGCUCUGGGACAGGUGCCUCAUCCUGCAGCCCCUCUCUUGAGGGCAGAUGGGUUUUUCUGUGAAGAGUAAGCAGGAAGUGCCCUCACUGUUCUGAGUUGUCCCUGCAGGUGUGUUGGCAGCCAUGCUGGGAGGUGGCAGGCUGGUGGGCUGCCCUGAAAAAGCAUCGGCAGUCGGUGGGAAAGGGAAGGGAGAGAGAAGAGAGCCUGCUGACUCCCCCAGUGCUCCCGGCAGGGCAGCCUGAACCCGCACCCUUUGGGCCCUGAGGCCCCAUCCUCUGACCUGAGAAUGGAAAACGGCACUCACUCAGAGUCACCUACUGCCAGUUUCCUUUUGUUAUUGCACUGUGUGAUGAUUAUUUGGUGAUAACUGUUGCAAGAAAAGUCAAAUUGACGCUGCAUUUGUUACUGAGAUGAUUUGAUGCACUGACAGUUUGGGAACGCACAUACCUUGAGGAGGCCAAAGAGCCUGUGCCCGGGGGCUCCUGGCCCCGCGUCCCCGGGUGCAGCUGCUCGCAGUCCUUUUCCUUUCCCGUUUCUGAUGGCAGUGCUGGGGGACAGCCCUUGCCUUGGUGAAGCCCAUGAGUCGACCAGAGUAGCCCAGCUCCACCGUGUUUUCUCACCCACGCUGCUGCUGUGUGCCAGUGACACAGAAGGAGCAUCUUCCCCAGCAAGCGAAUCAGUUCCAUCUGCCUGGCUGCGGGAUGAGGCUCCAUCUGGGAAGCACUGCCCAAAGCCACCCCGAAGCGUAGGGAGAAGCGGGGAAGUGGGUCAGGGGGAGCGGUGUGCCACAGGACCCCCCCAGGAAGCAAGCGCCAGGCAUCUCUCCUCCCGCAAGGAGCGGUUGAGCCCGCGGGUCUGGCUGCUGUCUGCUUUGCUGCUAUACCCGUCGCGGCUGCCUCGGCAGCAGCCGCUGUGGCCAGUGAAACUAACUGUACCCCUGGGAAGCUGUGCGGUGCCUUGCGGCGGGCUCGGGAUGAGUGGCUGCAGCAGCGAGCGCCUGGGCUCACUGCCAUCUGCCUGCCCGCCUGCCCCUUGGCCCUGGCCUCCCCGGGCUGGUGGUGAGUGCAGCGCAGCUUUCCCCCCCCGUGUAUGAAUGUAUAUUUUAUAAGGACUGACACAGAUCACGGAAUCUGAAAAUACUAAGGAAAAAAAAAAAAAAAAGAACCUUAGUGCGUUUAUGGUUUUAUUUUUCUUUGUACAAACCAACAUGGGUUUUGUUUGGUUUUUUUAAGGAAAAGCGGGUCAUUGCAAAGGGCUGGGUAUCUUUUCUUUCUGGUUUUCUUUCAUUUCAAAGCAAUACCAGGUUCUUCAGCGAGAGUCUUCGUGCGGAAUCAUGCCAUUCAAACUCAUACUACUGGUCCACUCUCUACACUCGCAAGUUUUGGUUUUUUUUAUAACUAUAAAUACGAUAUAUAUAGGAACUAAUAUAGUAAUGCACCGUGUAAUGAAGCCUAGUUCAGUAUCGGUCCAUGGCUUUUACUUCUCUUAACACUAUAGAUAAGGAUUGUGUUACAGUUGCUAAUGAGGCCAGGAAAGGUGGGCCGUGCGUCCCUGCCUGGCCGCAGCUGCUAAGGCGAGGGCGGCUGGGGAGCCGGGAGCGGGCGGCUCAGCCUUUCCUGGCCCUUCUUGUUACCAGUCAGUACUUGUACAACUUGGUUUCUUCCUUUUCUUCCUUGUUUUGGUUAUGAAUGUUGGGGUACCACCUGCAUAUAGGGGGGAAAAAAAAAAAUGUGCUCUGUGCUUUCCUGGUAUCUUUUUAACGAGGUACAGUAGCUUUGUCUAUCAACCGAGAACUAUACUUGUGGUGUUUCUUUUAUUGAGCUUAACAGUCUCUUUAGUAAAUACAGGUAGGUGAAUAAUUGUUUCAGGAAAAAAAAAAAAAAAGACAAAAAAAAAAGCUCUGCAAAAGCAAGGUUAUGUUCUAGAAAUACAUUUCUUGACAACUUAUCAUGUAUAACAAAUCUCUCUUUUUUUUCUUUUUUUUUUUUCUUGUGUUCUUCCAAGCUUCUGGUGUUUUGUUUUUGUUUUGUUUUUAAAAAAAAAAAAAAAAAAAAAAAAAAAAGAGGAAACCUGUCUAAAGUACAUCAGUGUUAACUCCCUGUCACAGGGAAGAAGGAAAUACUUUACUAGUUUAAAAAAAUGCUGAAAGCUCUGCAAAAGACUGAAUGUAAAAAUAAAAAAAGUGUACAUAGUUGUAAAAAAAAAAAAAAGGAGUUUUUAAACAUGUUUAUUUUCUAUGCACUUUUUUUUAUUUAAGUGAUAGUUUAAUUAAUAAACAUGUCAAGUUUAUUGCUGCA
Molecule: messenger RNA, 16087 nt
Organism: Falco peregrinus (peregrine falcon)
Lineage: Eukaryota; Metazoa; Chordata; Aves; Falconiformes; Falconidae
Gene: KMT2A
Product: lysine methyltransferase 2A
Biological process (GO): positive regulation of DNA-templated transcription
Cellular component (GO): histone methyltransferase complex; nucleus
Molecular function (GO): protein binding; histone H3K4 methyltransferase activity; DNA binding
Source: RefSeq, a predicted model, not a curated record